CGCAUUUGAGCUCAGCAGUUUUGCUGGGGCUGUUGUUCCAGUAAGAGUCGGGGUCUUAAAAGCGUCGUUUGAGGUGCUAAUUCAGCAUCAGCAUCGAGAUUUAGUUUCGGUUUCGGUUUCGGUUUCAGUUUGGGUUCUAUUUACUUUUCAGCUUGAGCAAUAUUCAGCGGACGUUAGUUCUCCGACAACCGUGAUCGCGAUAACAACACUUUCACUUGGAAAAGCGGAUCGCGAUGGCCAAACCGCAACACAUUCUGGAGUUGAGUGAGGAGCAGCGGCGCAGCUUCGUCGGCUCCUUCGACCGAGUCCUGAGUGACAUCGACGGAGUCCUGUGGACCUUGGAGUACACGGUUCCCCGGGCAGCCGAAGGAUACGCUGCCCUCGAGAAGAAUGGCAAGCAGCUGACCUUCGUGACCAACAACAGUGUGAGGACAUUGGAGCAAUGUGUCCGGAAGUUCGCGAAGAUCGGACUGCAGGUGCCACCGGAUCAGAUCUGGCAUCCUGCGCAGUCGAUCGUGAGCUAUCUGCGGAACAUCAGCUUCCAAGGACUCAUCUACAUCAUCGCCAGCCAGCCAUUCAAGGCGGUCCUGCGAGAGGCGGGAUUCCAGCUCAUCGAUGGGCCCAACGAGUUCAUCGAGGAGAGCUACGAGAGUCUGGCGCGGCACAUCUUCGACAGGCAGCAGGUGCGGGCGGUGGUCAUCGACGUGGACUUCAACCUGAGCUCCCCGAAGCUGCUGCGUGCCCACCUGUAUCUGCGCCACCCGGAGUGCCUGCUGAUCGAGGGAGCCACCGACCGGCUGCUUCCGGUGGCCAAGGGAGUCAACAUCAUUGGACCCGGGCCCUUUGCCUCCGUUUUGGAGGAGGCCAGUGGCAAGAAGCCCAUCACCUUGGGGAAGCCCGGCAAGGAGUUGGGUGAACUGAUCACCAAGCACUACAAAAUCGAGAAGCCGGAGCGAGUGCUCAUGGUGGGUGACAGUUUGGCCCAGGAUAUCGGAUUUGGGCGGCAGUGUGGAUUCCAAACGCUUCUCGUCCUGAGCGGCGGCUGCACCUACGAACAGCUCCUGGCGCAGAAGGAUCCCCGUCUCAUUCCGGAUUACUAUGCCGACAGCAUGGCGGAUGUGGCCCAAAUGCUGGGCCAAGUGCCCAAAUCGCACGUCUAGUUAAUAAAAUGUAUAUUAAAUACAUGAAUGUAUAUUAAUAUAUAAA
Messenger RNA from Drosophila ficusphila, 1206 nucleotides. Its product is annotated as chronophin. Bases 234 to 1160 code for a protein of 308 amino acids. The transcript is spliced from 3 exons. Gene Ontology annotation, cellular component: cytoplasm. NCBI's taxonomy places the organism in Eukaryota, Metazoa, Arthropoda, Insecta, Diptera, Drosophilidae. The record is from RefSeq and is a predicted model, not a curated record. Gene Ontology annotation, molecular function: phosphatase activity.